Messenger RNA from Xenopus tropicalis (tropical clawed frog), 3754 nucleotides. RefSeq names its product glutamate receptor, metabotropic 2 (gene grm2). The record is from RefSeq and is a predicted model, not a curated record. Bases 670 to 3264 code for a protein of 864 amino acids. Gene Ontology annotation, biological process: G protein-coupled receptor signaling pathway; G protein-coupled glutamate receptor signaling pathway. Gene Ontology annotation, molecular function: G protein-coupled receptor activity; glutamate receptor activity. Gene Ontology annotation, cellular component: synapse; dendrite; membrane. The transcript is spliced from 7 exons. NCBI's taxonomy places the organism in Eukaryota, Metazoa, Chordata, Amphibia, Anura, Pipidae.
UAUAUUAGAGGCUGAAAGUGAGAAGAGAGUGGGUAAGAGGCAGAAGUGAUUUGAGAGAAAGCAGCAGAGUGUGGGGAGAGCUGGGGGAAGCAGAGCUAAGGUGGGCUCUACAGGCACAGGGAGCAGCACUGAGGGAGGUGCUGGCGCAGACAGAGGGGGAUAUUUCUAAGGAAAACACACGGACAGAUGCAGACGCUGCCUGAGAAGGAGUAAGACGGGGGCGGAGGAAGAAACUUCACAUGGAAACCCAGCUAGAGACAAGAUCUGAGCAUAAGCCUCUGCGCUGGGGAGAUUAGGCGCAGCUAGAGAGGAGCGGAGAUACCCAGCAGUACCCAGGCACAGCCCAACUACUCACUGCACCUUAUUAACAGCCGCCCCUCUCAGAGGAGCCACACUGUCCGCUCCCACCAUCAGGACUCUGGCCAGCGACUUCCAGGAGCGAUUCCCACGAUCAGCACUUUGGCCAGCGACCUCCAGGCGCGAAUCCCACGAUCAGCACUGUGGCCAGCGACCUGCAGGGCUUCACCUUGUGAUACUGCCGACUCCCAGUGACCUUCAGUCUCUCUAGAGGACAUCUGAUGGUGACGUUCCCCUGCUCUCUCUAUACAGUGUGCUUGCUCUUCUGGGGCUGGGAAUUUUUCACUUGCAUCUGACCCAACUGAUUUGCUGAUGGCCACACUGCUUUGGGCUCUCCUUCUUCUCCCAGUGCUAGAGACUGGAAGCGGUGGCGGUCCUCCACGGCCAGAAAUCCGCGUGGAUGGGGAUUUCGUGAUUGGGGGGCUCUUCCCAGUGCAUGAAAAGGGUGCACCAGGGGCUGAAUGUGGACGGAUGAAUGAGCACCGUGGCCUGCAACGAUUGGAGGCCAUGCUAUUUGCCUUAGAUGCCAUAAACAAUGAUCCACACCUUCUUCCAGGGCUUCAACUUGGGGCCCAUAUUCUGGAUACCUGCUCUAAAGACACAUAUGCACUAGAGCAAGCCCUGGAGCUAGUUCGAGGCUCUCUAACACGUACUGAUGGGCCUCAGCAUCUUUGCCCUGAUGGGUCCUAUGCCAUCCAUGGGGAGUCGCCUACUGCAAUCAGUGGAGUGAUCGGUGGCUCAUACAGUGAUGUAUCAAUCCAGGUUGCCAACCUCUUACGGCUCUUCCAGAUCGCACAGAUUAGUUAUGCCUCCACCAGUGCCAAAUUAAGCGACAAAUCCCGCUAUGAUUUCUUUGCACGCACAGUCCCCCCUGACUUCUACCAGGCAAAAGCCAUGGCAGAGAUCCUUCGCUACUUCAACUGGACCUAUGUCUCCACCGUGGCAUCUGAGGGAGACUAUGGUGAAACGGGCAUAGAGGCAUUUGAGCAGGAAGCCAGAGCCCGUAAUAUCUGCAUUGCCACUUCGGAAAAAGUUGGAAGGUCCAUGAACAAGAAAACCUUUGCUGGCGUGAUUAAGGCACUGCAGCAGAAACCCAGUGCUCGUGUGGUUGUUCUCUUCACAAAGAUCGAGGAUGCACGGGAGUUGUUAGCUGCUGCUCAGGAACUCAAUGUGUCCUUCACGUGGGUGGCCAGUGAUGGUUGGGGGGCACUGGAGAGUGUAGUGCUUGGCAGUGAGCAGGUGGCAGAAGGGGCCAUCACUAUAGAGUUGGCAUCCUACCCUCUGAUGGAGUUCUCUGAGUAUUUCCAGUCGCUGCACCCUGACAAUAACACUCGCAACCCUUGGUUCCGGGAGUUCUGGGAAAAUAAAUUCCAGUGUAGCCUUACAUCUCCCGGGUGUUCUGAACAUUCACUGCGACAGGUUAAGUUUGAACAGGAGUCCAAGAUAAUGUUUGUGGUAAAUGCAGUGUAUGCCAUGGCCCAUGCCUUGCACAACAUGCAGCAUGCCGUUUGCCUGAACUCCACCUAUCUAUGCCCCAACAUGAACCCACCCAACGGGAAACGCUUCUACCGGGACUACAUUCUGAAUGUCAAGUUCAAUGCUCCAUUCCCCCCACCGGACACCAAAAGCACAGUCAGAUUUGACAAAUACGGGGAUGGGAUCGGCCGCUACAACAUCUUUAAUUUCCAGAACACAGGGGGGCGUUACCAUUACCAGAAGGUGGGGUAUUGGGCAGAGGAGCUGACACUCAAUACCAGUCUAAUUCCUUGGGCUAAAAGUGCAGUUCCAGUGUCUCAGUGCAGUGACCCCUGUAAGAAGAAUGAGGUGAAGAGCAUGCAGCCGGGGGACGUGUGCUGCUGGAUCUGCAUUUCUUGCCAGCCGUACGAGUUCCUCGUAGAUGAGUUUACCUGUAAGGACUGCGGCUUGGGAUAUUGGCCCAACCUGGACCUAACUGGCUGCUAUGAGCUUCCCCAGGAAUACAUCCGCUGGGGUGAUGCUUGGGCUGUAGGGCCAGUUUGCCUAUCCUGCCUAGGACUUCUUUCUACCCUCUUUGUAAUUGGGGUGUUUGUGCAAAACAACAACACCCCCAUUGUGAAAGCUUCAGGGCGUGAACUUUGUUAUAUCUUACUCUGUGGGGUCCUUCUUUGCUAUGCCAUGACAUUUAUCUUCAUUUCCAAACCAUCCACCUCAGUCUGCACCCUUCGUCGACUUGGACUGGGCACCUCCUUUGCCAUCUGUUACUCUGCCCUCCUCACCAAGACCAAUCGAAUAGCUCGCAUCUUCAGCGGAGCGCGAGAUGGUGUCCAGCGGCCUCGCUUCAUCAGCCCAGCCUCACAAGUGGGCAUCUGCCUGGUGCUUAUCUCCUGCCAGCUGCUGGUGGUACUCAUCUGGUUGCUCUUUGAGCCUCCUGGAACCCGAAAGGACACCGCUCCAGAUAAACGAUACAUUGUGACGCUGAAAUGCAAUAGUGGUGAUGGAAGCAUGUUGAUAUCCUUGUCUUACAAUGUACUGCUUGUUUUGCUCUGCACCCUCUAUGCAUUUAAGACACGCAAGUGUCCAGAGAACUUUAACGAAGCCAAGUUCAUUGGCUUUACUAUGUAUACCACGUGCAUUAUCUGGCUGGCAUUCCUCCCCAUCUACUAUGUGACCUCCAGUGACUACCGGGUUCAGACCACCACUCUUUGUGUUUCGGUCAGUCUGAGUGGCUCGGUGGUACUCGGCUGUCUCUUCACUCCCAAACUCCACAUUAUUAUAUUCCAGCCGCAGAAAAAUGUCACCAGCCACCGCAUUGCCACCAACCGAUUCAGUGCCACGGGACCAGGAGGAACUCAUGGUUCAGCCGUACAGUAUGUGCCAACUGUCUGUAAUGGGCGUGAAGUGGUGGACUCAACGACUUCCUCCCUGUGAUGCAAUCAGUUCAAAGGGGGUGCCAUGUGAUGCGUACUGAUGCCAUCGGUACAAGGAUGGAGCUCUUCUUUAAGAGUAUAUAACAGCAAGAACAGGGUCAUCUACUGUCACAGUGAGAGUGAGCAUUCUGUCUGUACCACGGUAACCCUGAAAGGACAGCUCAGGUGGGCCUGGAACUCAGCGCUACUGGGUACUUUCCUGUACAAGACUGGAUGUGAUCGCAUAGGUGAGGUGGGUGUUUUCUUCAUGUGGAUUAUGGGAAAUGCCCAAACCAGGACACCCUAUAGACAAUUUAUGGGAAGCCUGUUUUAGCUUCUGCAGAGCAAGCCAAGAACACAAUUGGAUGUAGCUGUACAUUAUGGCCGCUGCCAGCCUUGAAGUUCUGAGCUAGCCUUCCCAUUGGUUGUAUGGUAUUGUAGGAAUCGCAUUCAGUUUGCGUGGUAAAGCUGCUAAAGAUGUUCUGUAAAUAAAAUAUCUGUUUGUAGAUUGA